GCCUGGCAACCCUGUUCCAGCUACCAUUUUGCAAAAGAUUUUGCUCAACACGUGUUCGCCGCUGGUUUCGUGUGGAAUUAAUAUUAAAUAUAUCCAACAAUGGCUGAGGAAUCAUUCUACGGAGUCACCUUGACCGCCGAGAGCGACAGCGUCACGUGGGAUGUGGACGAGGACUAUGGUCGCGGCCAGAAGCUGGUCAUCAAACAGAUCCUCCUGGGCGCCGAGGCCAAGGAGAACGAGUUCAACGUGGUCGAGGUCAAUACACUGAAGGACUCCGUGCAAAUUCCGAUCGCUGUGCUGAAGGCCGGCGAGACGCGCGCCGUCAAUCCCGACGUGGAGUUCUACGAGUCCAAGGUGACGUUCAAGCUGAUCAAGGGCAGCGGACCCGUCUACAUCCACGGGCACAACAUCAAGGACGACGUCGAAGUGGUCGACAUGGAGGAGGAUGAUGAGGAGGACGACGUGGCCGAGGACGAGGAGGACGAGCACCCAAAGAAGCGGGCCAAGAUCGAGAACGCCGCCGAUGGCAAAAAUGCCAAGAACAACAAGAAGAAGUAAACCAUAGCUAACCCGCGAAUCAUCCAUCGAGGUUUAAGCUAUGAACGUGUAGAUUUUAAAGCAAAACAGUUUUAGGCCCUAUAUUACAAUACGAUGCAUACUGAGAAUACAAUCUAGUUCCUUUUGAACAGCUCCUUUUACAUUCAAUUCAAAGACAACGUUGUGUGCUCGGGUCGUGUUAUCCUAAGCGAAUGGUCUGUCGCACAGCCAGGAGCUGCAUGGCUGCUCCCCGUUGGGAGCACAUAGGACACCAAUCGAACACACAGAUUUGUAUAUAUAUUAAAAUAUAACUAAAGCUAAGCCGGACUUCCUGUACGCGCCUCCUUCAUAUUUGCAGUAUGAAAAUAAACUGUCGUCGGAAUACAAACGAA
This is a messenger RNA of Drosophila biarmipes, 929 nucleotides long. Its product is annotated as nucleoplasmin-like protein. NCBI's taxonomy places the organism in Eukaryota, Metazoa, Arthropoda, Insecta, Diptera, Drosophilidae. The record is from RefSeq and is a predicted model, not a curated record. Gene Ontology annotation, cellular component: cytoplasm; nucleolus; nucleoplasm. The transcript is spliced from 3 exons. Gene Ontology annotation, biological process: chromatin remodeling. Gene Ontology annotation, molecular function: chromatin binding; RNA binding; histone binding. The coding region runs from base 100 to 558 and encodes 152 amino acids.